AAUGGUGGGAGACGCUAUCGUCGACAUAAAAGGCGGCGAGAGAAACAGGGGGAAAGAAAAGGGGCGGAGAGGAGAGAGAAAGAUCAGGGUUUUGCGUGCCCUCUCUCUCAAAACCCUAGGUGGCUAGGUCCGCCGGGCCUCAAUCAAUCUCCGCUGGCUCCAUUUCAGGCUUGAUCCGGCGAUCCUGCGACCUCGGUUGGCUUCUCGUUCCUGGAUUGGGGAGUCGAGGAGAAAAGGCAAAUUUGGAUGAUGGGAUGGUUGGUGCGUUAGGGUUUCGGAGGGAAAAAAGAUUUGACUUGACAAGUGCCGCUUCUGGUAUGGAAGACGUGAAGCCGUCGAUUGCGUCGCUUGCAGACGACCGUGGUGAAAUGGAAGCUCGAUUUGCUGAUCUGCUGAAGAGCAAGCUCACUCUUGACGAGAGUAUAGUUAGGCAGGCAAUAGUUCUAUUCAAGGAAAGCAAACACAUCCUCUUGGCAAAUAUGUCAGCAAUAGGAAGUGGAUCGCCUGAGGAGAUCGAGAGGUUUUGGUCUGCAUUUGUACUGUACAGUGUGACGAAGCUCAGCAAGGGAAGAUUUAAGCAAGAUAAGGAUGAAAAUUGCAUCACCCUCUGUCAGAUACUCAGAAUAUUUAAGCUGAAUGUUGUGGAUUUCUUUAAAGAGAUGCCACAAUUUUGUCUGAAGGCAGGCCACAUUUUAAGUGGUUUGUAUGGCUUAGAUUGGGAGAAGAGGCUUGAGGUAAAAGAGCUACAGGCAAACAUUGUCCACUUGUGUCUUCUUAGCAGGUACUAUAAGCGGGCAUACCAGGAGUUGUUCAUGCAUACUGAUUCAAAUAAUGGUCAUGAUUCAGCGAUUUCUGCUGGUUCAAAGGGAUGCAUUUCUGAUUACCAUCAAUUUGGAUGGUUGUUAUUUUUAGCUCUUCGUAUGCAUGCAUUUGGUCACUUCAAGGAUCUUGUGACGUGUACUAAUGGAUUAGUUUCAAUCCUGGCUAUACUUAUUCUUCAUGUGCCCAUCCAUGCCAGGAUGUUUAGAAUUCAAGAUUCACCAAUUUUUGCUAAAAAAUCUGACAAAGGUGUCAACCUUUUAGCCUCUCUAUGUGACAAAUAUGAUGCUUCGGAGGAUGAAUUGAGAAGAAUAUUGGAAAUGACAAAUAACUUGAUAGUGGAUAUCUUGAAGAAAAAACCAUGCGCAGCUUCAGAUGUAAAGAGUGAAUGCCUGGCUUACAUUGACACAGCUGGUUUGACCUAUUUUGAUGAACUAUUGGGGGAAAAAUCACUACAGUCAAAUAUACUUAUCUUUGAGAAAAAUUACAAUGAUGCAAUCCUUAAAGGAGAACUGGAUGAGAGAAUGUUUGUUAAUGAUGAGGACAGUCUAAUUGGCAGUGGAAGCUUGUCUGGGGGUGUCAUUAACAUGUGCGGAACAAAGAGAAAGUAUGACAUAUUUGCUUCACCAGCAAAGUCCAUUACCGGCCCAAUGUCUCCUCCAUGUUCUCCUGGUUCACCCUUGAACAGAAGUCUUAUUGGGUGCAGUAAGUUGGCUCCUGUUACGCCAGUUAGCUCUGCCAUGACUAUGGCAAAGUGGCUUCGAAACAUUAUAUCUCCUCUUCCUUCAAAACCUUCAGCAGAGCUUCUACAUUUCCUUUCAACAUGUGACAAGGAUUUAACGAGUGAUAUUACACAACGGGCCAGCAUUAUUCUUGGAGCAAUUUUUCCAUGUUCUUCAUUUGGAGAUAGGUGUACUUCGGGAGGUAUGCAAAGUGCUGCUCAGAUGGAUAGCUUAUGGGCCGAGCAGAGAAAGUUGGAGGCACUUAAGUUAUACUACAGGGUUUUGGAGGCAAUGUGUAGAGCAGAGUCACAUAUUCUUCAUGGAAGUAAUCUUACUUCAUUGUUAUCAAAUGAACGGUUUCACCGUUGCAUGCUUGCUUGUUCAGCUGAACUGGUUUUGACUGCACAUAAAACUGUUUCUUUGAUGUUUCCUGCUGUUUUGGAGAAAACUGGCAUUACAGCUUUUGAUUUGAGUAAGGUAAUUGAAAGUUUUGUCCGCCAUGAAGAAAGUCUUCCACGGGAGUUAAAAAGACAUUUAAAUUCCUUAGAAGAGAGGCUAUUAGAAAGCAUGGCAUGGGAAAAAGGUUCCACAAUGUACAAUUCUUUGGUAGUAGCAAGACCAUCUCUCUCUCCAGAAAUAAAUCGUUUAGGACUAUUAGCUGAACCAAUGCCUUCUCUAGAUACUAUUGCUGAGAAUUGUAAUGUUUCUGCUGGAGGCUUUCAGUUACCUUUCCAGAAGUGUGAGCAUGCCAUUGACCAAAACAGGGAUCCCAGAUCUCCCAAGAAAGCAUGCAAUGAAUACAGAAAUGUGCUUAUAGAACGCAAUUUCCUAGCAUCGCCGUCCAAGGAUCGUUCCUUCAACAGUCCCAAAUCUAAAGCACCUCCUCUGCAGUCUUCUUUUGCAAGUCCAACACGUCCAAGUCCCACUGGAGGAGGGGAAACUUGUGCUGAAGCAGGGAUCAACAUCUUUUUUAGUAAGAUCACAAAGCUUGCAGCCAUCAGAAUCAAAAGUUUGAGUGAAAGGCUUCAGUUGUCCCAGCAAAUCUCGGAACAUGUCUAUUUUCUCAUUCAGCAGAUCCUUGCUCAUCGUACUGUCCUAUUUUUCAAACGACAUAUUGAUCAGUUAAUUCUUUGUUGCUUCUAUGGAGUUGCUAAGAUUUUUCAACUCAGCUUAACCUUUAAAGAGAUCAUCUACAACUACAGAAAGCAGCCACAAUGCAAACCUCAAGUCUUUCGAAGUGUUUUCAUUCACUGGCCAUCAACUAGCCGAAGCGGAAAGACAGGACAGGAGCAUGUAGAUAUUAUUACCUUUUACAAUGAGGUAUUUGUUCCUUCUGUGAAGCCCUUGUUGGUUGAACUGGGGUCAACCAGUGUGAGUAGCAGAAGCAAGAAAUCCACUGAAGAGAAAAUUAGUUCUGAUAGCCAAAUUCCAGGGUCACCUAUGUUGUCCUCAUUUCCACACCUUCCAGACAUGUCGCCAAAGAAAGUUUCUGCUGUCCACAAUGUUUAUGUUUCCCCUCUGCGAUCAUCAAAGAUCGAUGCCUUGCUCUCACCGAGUUCAAAGAGUUACUAUGCAUGUGUUGGCGAAAGUACACAUGCUUUCCAGAGUCCUUCAAAAGAUCUGUCAGCCAUCAAUAAUCGUUUAAACUGUGGAAGAAAGGUCAAUGGCAGACUCAACUUUGAUGUGGUAAGCGACUUUGUUGUUGCUAGGAGUCUCCAAAAUGGUGGUCCUGUCUCUCCAGGAACUGCUGCUCCAGCUCCUGUAGUAAACAUAGCUGUAAAAGCAGAGCAACCUGAUAGUUGAAUUGCUUAGUUAAUAGUCACUACUUUAUACUAACCUGCCACACCAUGGUCUUCCUAACCUUUAUUAUGGGGAGUCUGAUGUGAGCAAUUAGUAUAAUGCUGUGUAGAAUAAAUGAUAUUGUGCUCCUAAAGCUCCCAGUUGAUGGACACGACUUGCCCUACGUGACACCAAAAGGUAGGAUAUUAAAAUGCCUAACAAUGCAACGAUUUGGUACCAUGGAUUUGUUGUUUAAAUUUCUGCCCAGAUUGUCACAUGACGUGUUGAAUGUGUAUACAAAUUGCUUUGCAUGUGUUGAAAGUGUAUACGAAUUGCUUGCUGUACAAGUCUUACAAAAGGGAGGGGGUUUAAAGUAAUGCUCGCUAAGCAUGCAUGCUACUAGAGAGCAGAUUCCACAUCAAGUUAGACUAAUUCCUGAUGUAAACUUGAAUUCCACUGUUCCUUCCCCUUGAAUAGAAUGGUAAUCAAAUUUCUUAUGUAAAUAAUGUACUUGUAGUUUUUUGAUCAAGUCUUUGUUGCAAACAUAUUUUUGCAACCCUAUGGGUUCGCACAUGAAGAUGUACCUUUGAGAAUGGUAGCUUCAAUCAUAUUUGUUGUAACACUA
Zingiber officinale is the source of this 3945-nucleotide messenger RNA. RefSeq names its product retinoblastoma-related protein-like. Gene Ontology annotation, biological process: cell differentiation; negative regulation of G1/S transition of mitotic cell cycle; regulation of transcription by RNA polymerase II. Bases 255 to 3344 code for a protein of 1029 amino acids. The transcript has 19 exons. Gene Ontology annotation, molecular function: RNA polymerase II transcription regulatory region sequence-specific DNA binding. The record is from RefSeq and is a predicted model, not a curated record. Gene Ontology annotation, cellular component: chromatin; transcription regulator complex; nucleus. NCBI's taxonomy places the organism in Eukaryota, Viridiplantae, Streptophyta, Magnoliopsida, Zingiberales, Zingiberaceae.